AGCCCAACUCAGUUACAGAUUCACUCAACUCAACUCAAGUGCACAACCACAGCACCAGCUGAAUCUUAGCUGGAUGCACCUCCUUCCUUUUCAUUUUCCUUUCUCCCUCUCUCACUCCCAAGAAAACAAAAGAGAAGAAAAAUAGUCCCCACGAAUCUCACCCAUCCAUUCACAGCAACACUCACACACGAUGCUCUCCUCCCUCUCCUUCUCCUUCUCCUUCUUCUUCUCUUCCUUGUUGUUUUGGUCAUGUCAAUCCUUUCCCAUUCAUAGCCGUCGGAUCCUCCAUCAACCUUUCUUGCCAUUUGGAUCUACUCCGCCGUCUGAUCCUCCUCCUCCGGCUUCUCCUCCGCCUUUUUCUUCCACUUCUCCUCCUCCCGACUCUCCUUUCUUCCCCUCUUUCUCUUCAUCUCCCCCUCCUCCUUCUCCUUCCUCCUUGGCUUCUUUCCCCGCCAACAUUUCCUCCCUCGACAUCCCUCACGCUCCCUCUCCCAACCACAGCUCCCGCACUGUCCUCAUCCUUGCCAUUGUCGCCGCCGUUUCCGCUUUCGUCGUCUCUGCUUUACUCCUCUUCUUCUAUUGCCGCCGCCGCAAGCAGAAACGUAGUUUCGUCGACGAUAACAAGACCUUAACGUCCAACAAUAGUAGCAGGUUGUACCCCAGCAACAAUGUUCAUAAUGCUCGUAAGCUGAGGACAACUUCCGCCACUAGUUCCGAGUUGCUUUAUUUGGGUACGUUGGUAAAUUCCCGAGGCGGGAUCGGAGAUGGCUCCAAUAAUUCGCCGGCCAAUGCUAGGUUUGAUCCCAGGAAAAUGGAUUCCCCGGAGCUCCAGCCGUUACCGCCGUUGUCUCGACAGAGCACCGGUCGGAACUUUCGAGCCGGUGAAGUUGAGUCGGUUGCUGAAGAAGAAGAGGAUUUUUAUUCACCAAGAGGAUCUCUCGAUGGCCGAGAUAGUCCUAGUCGAAAUGGAUCCGGGUCAAGAAGAGUAUUCGCGACGAUUGCUGUAAAAAACAUUGAGUCUACAAGUACUUCCUCGUGUUCAUCUUCGAGUUCAAGUUCCUCCGGCGGGUCUCAUUCACUUAGUAUUUCUCCGCCGGUUAGUUCGAGUCCGGUAAGAUCUGACCCGAAAUCUCCAGGACUCGUGCAAGUUCAACCUUCUUCAACUCCGGGGAGGAUGUCAGCUGAUUCGCCACGACUUCCCAAUGCGUCCAAUGGAAAUGUACGAUCUCCCUCGUCGUCUUCAACUUUAACGUCACCGGAGAGGGAAAAUCCAGAAGGCCGAAGCUUGCGAUCUCCUUCGUUGUCUCCGAUGUCGAUCCCGAACCCAGAUUCACAUGUUGUUUCCGAUCGAAACAUUGGAUCACCAUCACUGUCUUCGGCUGCUACUUCGCCAAAUAGAACGUUGAUCGAGAAACUAGAUGCAUCGAUUAGAAAUUUCAAGGAUUUGGUUCGAAAUAUGGGGACUCCAUCGAUUUCAGCUUCAGCUGCAACUAGUUCAUCAGCCAAAGGAUCUCCGGUUAAUGAUAUGGGUCGAAACCGAACAAGGUCCCCAUCAGUUCGUUCAGCUUCGGCUUCUCCUGAGAAGAACAUGGUAAAUAAUCCGAGUGAAUUUCCAAGAAUGGUUAGUGAGUUGAAUCCAAUUGUUAGGUAUCCUUCAAUGUCAUCAGCCUCGACAUCACCGGAAAGGGCUUUGAAUGAAAAUGAGAAUGAGCGGUCUCCUUUACUAUCACCGGCUUCACCAUCAUCGGAUGGAAGUUUUGGGAAAAGCCCAAAGAAGUCACCAUUGGUGGUUGCUUUUUGGGAUUACAAUAGGAGCUCUUCGUUCUCAUCUUCAGCUUCUUCAUCACUAAGAAGAGAUUCGGAGAAUAGUCCUGAUGCAUCUCCUGUAAGAGUUAGCGGAGAUUUAGAGAAGCCUAUGUUGACUCCACCGCCGCCGCCACCACCACCUCCUCCUCCGCCUCCUCCGAAGCAACGACGGCUCUGGGAGAAACCACUUCCAUCAGCAUCUAUAAUAAAACAAAUAUCGAAGCCGCCUCCUCUUGUGCCCCCUUCGAUGCCUUUUAUGACACACAACCCAAUUAGUAUUUCUCAAGUCGAGUUGCCUACAAGGUCUGAGUCUGAGGCAGUGGAGGAAGAGGAUGCGGAGGAGGCUUCAAAACCCAAGUUAAAGCCUUUACAUUGGGAUAAAGUACGAGCCAGUUCUGAUCGUGAAAUGGUGUGGGAUCACCUCAGAUCAAGCUCAUUCAAGUUGAAUGAGGAGAUGAUUGAAACACUAUUUGUCGCAAAAACACCGAAUCCUAAACCAAAGCAAGCAACUCCACGUUCUGUUCUUCCUUCACCAAACCAAGAUAACAGAGUGUUGGAUCCCAAAAAGGCACAAAACAUAGCAAUUUUGUUGAGGGCACUCAAUGUGACCGUCGAGGAAGUUUGUGAAGCCCUUUUAGAAGGUAAUGCUGAUACACUCGGCACUGAACUUCUUGAAAGUUUAUUGAAAAUGGCUCCGACCAAGGAAGAAGAACGCAAGUUGAAGGACUACAAAGAUGAUUCACCAGUCAAGCUUGGGCCAGCUGAGAAGUUUUUAAAAGCAGUUCUUGAUAUACCCUUUGCGUUCAAAAGGGUGGAUGCAAUGCUCUACAUGGCUAACUUCGAGUCUGAAGUUGAAUACCUUAAAAAAUCUUUCCAAACUCUAGAGAAUGCUUGCGAGGAAUUGAGAACCAGUAGGAUGUUUUUGAAGCUUCUAGAGGCUGUGCUCAAGACUGGGAACCGCAUGAAUGUCGGGACAAACCGUGGUGAUGCCCAUGCCUUCAAACUUGAUACACUCCUUAAGCUUGUUGAUGUGAAGGGUGCGGAUGGGAAGACCACACUCCUGCAUUUUGUUGUACAAGAAAUCAUAAGAACUGAGGGUGCUCGUCUUUCCGAUGCUGACCAAACUCAAAGCUCCACUGUAAACGAAGAUGCUCGGUGUAGGAAGCUCGGUUUACAAGUUGUUUCUAGUCUCAGUUCAGAGCUCACCAAUGUGAAGAAAGCUGCAGCAAUGGAUUCCGAGGUACUUAACAGCGAUGUCUUGAAGCUUUCUAGAGGCAUCGAAAACAUCAGCGACGUUCUAAGAUUAAAUGAAAAAAUGGCAUCGGACGAGAGCCUGGAGAAGUUUUCCGAAUCAAUGAACAAGUUCAUGAAAAUGGCCGAGGAAGAGAUUAUAAGGAUUCAAGCCCAUGAAAGUGUGGCCUUAUCUCUGGUAAAGGAGAUUACUGAAUACUUCCAUGGGAACUCAACAAAAGAAGAGGCCCACCCAUUUAGAAUCUUUAUGGUGGUGAGGGAUUUCCUUACGGUUCUUGAACGGGUCUGCAAGGAAGUUGGGAUGAUAAAUGAACGAACCGUUGUUAGUUCUGCCCAUAAAUUCCCAGUCCCAGUGAAUCCAAUGAUGCAACCAGUGUUCCCAGUUCCAGUGAAUCCAAUGAUGUCCCAAGCUUUUGCUGGAUUUCAGGGUAGACCGCGGUAUGGUUCUGGUUCUGAUGACGAGACUGCAUCACCUUAGUUGUUUGCUGAAGCUGUAAGAUAGAAGCUACCAAAAUUCGGUGGUUUAGGUUUUGCAUGAAGCUUGUAUGGCUUGUCCUGCAAUGUAAGGUCGCAAAUAUUUAUUUAUAUUCUUAUUUUCAUAUCUGUAUAAAUCCAUGUACAAUUCAGAACAGUUUUGUUCUAUAUAAUAUAUAAUAUACGAGAGGAAAUUUUCUUGGGGAAACAAAA
Gossypium raimondii (Peruvian cotton) is the source of this 3744-nucleotide messenger RNA. RefSeq names its product formin-like protein 1. The transcript is spliced from 4 exons. Gene Ontology annotation, molecular function: actin filament binding. Bases 191 to 3535 code for a protein of 1114 amino acids. Lineage: Eukaryota; Viridiplantae; Streptophyta; Magnoliopsida; Malvales; Malvaceae. The record is from RefSeq and is a predicted model, not a curated record. Gene Ontology annotation, biological process: actin cytoskeleton organization; actin nucleation.